Molecule: messenger RNA, 1350 nt
Organism: Trichoderma aggressivum f. europaeum
Lineage: Eukaryota; Fungi; Ascomycota; Sordariomycetes; Hypocreales; Hypocreaceae
Exons: 9
Coding region: 1-1350 (449 amino acids)
Biological process (GO): carnitine biosynthetic process
Cellular component (GO): mitochondrion
Molecular function (GO): iron ion binding; trimethyllysine dioxygenase activity
Source: RefSeq, a predicted model, not a curated record
AUGAUAUUCUUGUCGAAGGGCCGUACACUUAGAUCUGGCCUUGGCCGCCUGCGCUUCGUUCCUCGGCAAGCCUCGGCUGCUCUCCCAAGGUCACGAUUCUAUGCGACAACCCUCGAGACUGGCCCCAAAGGACUCGUUUUCAAGAGCGAUGACUCCGGAUCCCCUGUCAAAGCUGAAUUGUCCAAAAUAUGGCUCCGCGACAACUGCCGUUGCGCCAAAUGCGUAAAUCAAGAUACCCUACAGCGCAACUUUGAUACUUUUGCGGCAAGUAUUGGCCAAAGCCAUUAUUAUUCACAAUGUCGUCGAAUGCUCAUCUCUCUGUGCUUGCAGAUACCCAAGGACGUUUCGCCUACAGAAAUCUCGCCCAAAAGUGACGGCGUUGACAUACUAUGGUCGGAUUCUCAUAAAAGCCAUUACCCUUGGUCUUGGCUCAGCUUUACUGUUCAGGAUACACAUAAUAAGAAACCCACAGUUCAAGACGAGAGAAGACUAUGGGGUGCAAUGGUAUCCUCGGCUCCUCCAGAAGCCGAGUUUGACAGUGUCAUGAACAGUACUUCUCCGGGGGGGAUGGCUGACCUGACGGGAAAGAUUCGCCAAUAUGGGUUUUGCUUUGUUACCAACUCACCCAAAACUCCUGAGGAUACGGAGAAGCUCUUGGAAGCGAUUGGACCUAUUCGAAAUACCCAUUACGGAGGCUUUUACGAUUUCAUCCCGGACCUAGCCCUCGCCGACACAGCUUAUACCAAUCUGGCUCUCCCGGCUCAUACAGACACGACUUAUUUUACCGAGCCCGCAGGAUUGCAAGCGUUUCACCUGCUAUCUCACACGCCACCUACAAAUAAGCCCGCGGACGAGGUGCUGGGCGGACAAUCACUGCUUGUAGAUGGAUUCCAUGCCGCAGAGGCACUUAGAAAGGAAUCACCAGGGGAUUUCGACAUACUGCGCAAGGUCAAGCUCCCGUGGCAUGCUAGUGGCAACCAAGGCGUGGCAAUUGCACCAGAUAUGGCCUAUCCUGUGAUUGAAGCUACUGGCGAGAAGUUGCAUCGGAUCAGAUGGAACAACGAUGACCGAGGAGUGGUGCCGGUGGAUAUCGACGUUGAUGCGUGGUACCAAGCGGCACGAAAGUGGGAUGAGAUUCUGAAGCGUAAAGAAAGCGAAUAUUGGUUUCAGCUUGAACCAGGGCGAGUCUUGAUCUUUGAUAACUGGCGUGUACUCCAUGGCAGAAGCGCGUUUGAGGGACUGCGGCGCAUUUGUGGUGCCUAUAUCAGCCGUGAUGAUUUCAUCUCCCGUUGGAAAAUGACCAACUUUCCACGCGAGGAAGUGAUUGCAUCGAACAUGCAACUGCGAUAA